Messenger RNA from Callorhinchus milii (elephant shark), 901 nucleotides. Its product is annotated as trans-Golgi network integral membrane protein TGN38-like. The annotation marks the transcript as partial. The record is from RefSeq and is a predicted model, not a curated record. The transcript is spliced from 2 exons. Lineage: Eukaryota; Metazoa; Chordata; Chondrichthyes; Chimaeriformes; Callorhinchidae.
CCCGCGCAGGACCCCGCCCCCGCGCAGGACCCCAACCCUGGGCCCCCGAGCGGCCCCACCUCUCGCCCCAGUCUCGCACCCGCCAAGCCUGAAGUUCUCCCAGACUCUGCCCGUGAGGAAGAGGAUUUGCCGGUGGAGACCCAUGAAACCAGCCACUUCUUGACCUAUCUCGUGGCCGGCUCGCUGAUCCUGGCCGCUCUGUACAUUGUGUAUCACAGCAAACACAGGAUCAUUGCCUUAUGUCACAAGCGCGGACCCAAACAAUGUGAGCGCCCAAAUAAAUCCGACUAUAUGAAGCUCGAUCAGAAUUUAAGUGAAGUUAUCACCAGCUUGAAAAAGAAAGUUCGCCAUUCCGACCACAAGUUAAAAUGACACGUAUUCAAGAAUGAAGCUGUUUUUCGUUUCACUAAGUACUUUAUUUUAUCUGGUCAACACGUGUUUGGACUCUGCUUUAUCAUCAUAAACUUUUUGUUGGUCAACCGAUGUAUUUAAUUGAGGUUUGAGACGAUUUAAUGGAUUGAGUAUUGGGGGGGUGGGAGGAGCGGUUGGCAAAACUGAACUGAACAAAAUUCAUGUUUGGGUGCUGAUAUGCCGAAAAUCUUUGCAGUCAAAAAUAAUUAAGAAGCCAAAGAGACUUAUCUGAUAGAGAUGAAGCUGUGAAACAAAGUGGGUGUUUGGAGAACCAGUACAAGAAGGGAAACAGAAUGAGUUUGUCCCUUUGCCCGAGUGCGCAAACAGCCUUUACCGCAUCUGCAAAUCAGGUGGGGACUUGAAACUCUCCAAAGGCGAUAGUUCCAAUCGCGGAUUAACCUGGUUACCCCCGACCACACUCCGGGGGUCCCCAAACAUUAGCUCUUGCUAACCUGCGCCUAAUACUUCCCGGAAUUAGGUAAGCAGGAUC